CUUCAUUUUGACCAAUUCCCGGGUUUUGUAACGGCUCAACAUGUUUCGUCCGCCAUCGUCUCCGACUUCAAGCACCAGCAAGCACAUCUCUUGACCAAUCUCCACAUCCAGCAAUCAAUCAGGUUUUUUUUCCCCCAAUCAAACCCUAAUUUUCUCGCUUUUUCUCUCACUUUCUUCCGUUUUCUCUCACAAUCCCAUUAUCUGAUGGUUUUCGUUGCCUAAGAACUCUACACCAAAGCGGGAAAAAAAAAAUGGAGAUAUCGCAUCCGCAAGCCUCAUUCUCUUCAAGCAAAGGAGACUCCACAGAUUUCGAAGCCGAACUCCCGCUCAGUGACAGGCUCAAAGCCUUCAAAUCCUCUAAUUUCGAUCCCGAAGGCUAUGUCACCAAUAAAUGCCGUGCCAUGAGCGAAAAGGAAAUUAGGCACUUGUGCUCAUGCCUUGUGGAUUUGAAGAAGGCAUCGGCUGAGGAGAUGCGCAAAAGUGUGUAUGCUAAUUAUUCAGCUUUUAUUCGUACAUCUAAGGAGAUUUCUGAUCUUGAAGGCCAGCUCCUUUCCUUGAGAAAUCUUCUAUCUAGUCAGGCAGCUCUUGUUCAUGGUUUAGCUGAAGGAGUUCGUCUUGAAUCCUUGUCCGCUGGUUCUGAAGGUUCAAUGACAGAGGACGUAUUUGAUUUCGAAGACAGAGAACCUUCGAAGAUAGAAAAAUGGUUAGCACAAUUUUUAGAGAACCUUGAAGUUUUACUGGCCGAGAGGAGAGUAGACGAAGCUCUUGCCACCCUAGAUGAAGGAGAACGUAUAGCAAAGGAAGCAAAUCAACAGCAGACAUUGACUCCAUCUACACUCUUAUCAUUGAAGACUAUUAUCACAGAACAAAGACAAAGAUUAGCCGAUCGACUUGCAGAGGCUGCUUGCCAGCCUUCUACUCGUAGUGUUGAGCUUCGUUCAGCUGUUCAAGCCCUUAAACAACUCGGGGAUGGUCCACGGGCUCAUAACUUGUUACUCAAAUCUCAUCACCAGAAAUUGCAGUACAAUAUGCAAGGUCUUCGCCCAUCUGGCACUUCGGAUGGAGGGGCAUACACUGCUGCCCUUUCACAACUUGUGUUUUCAACCAUUGCACAAGCGGCAAGUGAUUCUUUGGCAGUUUUUGGGGAUGAACCGGCAUAUGCAUCUGAGCUAGUGACUUGGGCUGUCAAGCAGACUGAGGCUUUCUCUCUUCUCGUGAAGAGACAUGUUUUGGCAUCUUCAGCAGCUGCGGGGAGUCUAAGGGUUGUUGCCGAGUGUGUUCAAAUAUGCUUGGGACACUGUUCCUUGUUAGAAUCACGUGGAUUGGCUCUUUCGCCUGUCCUCUUGAGACUCUUUAGGCCUUGUGUCGAACAAGCAUUGAGUGCUAACUUGAAAAGAAUUGAACAGAGCACAGCUGCAUUUGCUGCUGCAGAUGAUUGGUUACUUGCCUAUCCACCGGUUGGUGGACGACAUAUGAGUACUGCAUCUCUUGGUAGUGUGAUUGCAUCACAACCAAAGCUUUCAAGCAGUGCUCACAGAUUCAAUUCAAUGGCUCAGGAAAUCUGUGAGGAUGUUGGGCCUCUUGAGAGCUUGCAAUUUGCCGACCACGCAUUAGAAGGUCUAGUACAAGGUUUCAGCUCAUAUGUCAAUAUGCUCAUAAAGGCAUUGCCAGGUUCAAUGGAGACUGAGAACUUGGAAGGGUCCGAGAGUAGAAUCGUUAGAAUGGCAGAGACCGAGGCCCAACAAAUAGCUCUACUAGUCAAUGCAUUACUGUUAGCGGAUGAGUUGCUCCCACGUGCUGCUACGAAGCUGUCACCAUUCAACCAUAGUAGUAGAAUUGAUGAGCCCCCUCGGAGAAGUUCAGAGAGGCAAACCCGUGCUGCUCCAGAGCAAAGGGAAUUGAAGAGGCGGCUUCAACGUUUCGUAGAACAGUUGAGAGAUAGCUUCUGUCGACAACAUGCCCUUGAGCUCAUCUUCACAGAAGAUGGUGCCGUACGUCUGAGUGCAGAGAUGUAUAUAGGCAUGGAUGGAAGUGCAGAUGAGCCGGAGUGGUUUCCUUCUCCGAUAUAUCAGGAACUUUUUGCAAAGCUGACUCGGAUUGCAAGCAUUGCAUCAGACAUGUUUGUGGGAAGGGAAAGGUUUGCGACAAUAUUAUUGAUGAGACUUACAGAGACUGUCAUCUUGUGGCUCUCUGAUGACCAAACCUUUUGGGAAGAGAUUGAAGAGGGACCAAGGCCUCUGGGCCCUCUAGGCCUUCAACAGUUCUAUUUGGACAUGGAGUUUGUGAUACUCUUUUCAUCCCAAGGCCGUUACUUAUCUCGAAAUCUUCAUCAAGUUAUCAAAAAUAUCAUAGGUAGAGCUAUUGAAUCAGUUGCUGCAACUGGAAUAGAUCCUUACAGUGUUUUGCCAGAGGAUGACUGGUUUGCUGAUGUUGCUCAAAUAGCAAUAAAGAUGUUGACAGGAAAGGCCAAUUUUGGCAAUGUAGAUCAAGACAUUACCAGCCCCACUGCAUCUGUAUCUGCAAGAUCUACCCUAUCUCAUGGAAGCAACUAGUUUUUGUGUAUCACCACUGUGGGCAUGUUAUAGGGAAAGGGCCAGGUAUUUGUCCAUAUCUUUCUGGAUCCUCUGUACCCAAAAUUUUAUGUUACUGUGUACCGAAUGCAUUCUGCGUCAUACAAUAUGAUAUAAAUCUCAAAAUACAGGAAUCUAGCGGCAUGAUCAUUCUGCUAAGAGUGCAUUUGGUAUAGGGAAACAUGAAUUUUGGAUAGAGAGGAUCCCAUGUCAGUAUAUGAAAAUCAAGAGAUCUGCACUUUAUGAUAUUCCUCUGAAACUAACUCAAGCACACUUGCCUGUAAGCAUUGUAAAUUUGAAAACUUCUAUUCACAACUCCCUAGUAGGAUGUUUUAAUGGGCCUAAAUAUUGUACCAUUUGGAUGUUUCUAACCAUAUCCAAUUUUUGGUGCUUGUGACA
Messenger RNA from Camellia sinensis, 2969 nucleotides. The record is from RefSeq and is a predicted model, not a curated record. Lineage: Eukaryota; Viridiplantae; Streptophyta; Magnoliopsida; Ericales; Theaceae.